Oryza sativa Japonica Group (Japanese rice) is the source of this 2588-nucleotide messenger RNA. RefSeq names its product disease resistance protein RGA2. Gene Ontology annotation, biological process: defense response to other organism. Gene Ontology annotation, molecular function: ADP binding. NCBI's taxonomy places the organism in Eukaryota, Viridiplantae, Streptophyta, Magnoliopsida, Poales, Poaceae. The record is from RefSeq and is a predicted model, not a curated record.
UUCUGAUGCAUUCGUCUCAACAGGAUCAUAUUCGAAGCCCAGGAUUUGCCGACUGCCGUGCCAGUUUGUUUCAGCAAAGUAUGUUUUUGCUGAUAAGAAAAGACGGCGAGGGCCGAGGAGAUUUCAACGAAACUGCCAACCAAACUGGUGGAUUCCACGACAUGAAUGCACUACGCAAAAGUUAGUCUUUUUUUUUUUUGAGAAGGACGCAAAAGUAAGUCAAGUUGUAAAUUUUCUCCAUAUUAUACUCAUACGGGCCAAACAUGCCCACUUGAAUUACGGACCAGAGUGCCCAGAGCGCUUCAUGCUUUGCCUUUCAUCUUCAUUCAUUCCACCGUGCUUUGCAGCUGAGAACGCAACAUGGCGGAAUCGCUUCCCGGUGGUGCGCGGGGUGGCUGGCAAGGCGGCGAACGCGCUCGUCCAGAGCGUCACGCGCGUGUGCGGCGUCGACGGCGACCGCCGCAAGCUGGAGCGCCAGCUUCUGGCCGUCCAGUGCAAGCUGGCCGAUGCCAAGGCGAAGAGCGAGACUAAGGGUGUAAGUGGGUCAGCCGCGAACCUACUUAUAGGUCAAAAUAAGCGGGCUCGCGGCUUAUUUUAGCCUAUAAGUGGGUUUCACGGGUUAGCCACUUACAACCCUAAGCGAGACCAACCCCGCCGUCAAGCGCUGGAUGAAGGACCUCAAGGCUGUCGCCUACGAGGCCGACGACGUCCUCGACGACUUCGAGUACGAGGCUCUGCGCCGCGAGGUCAAGAUCGGCGACUCCACCACCCGCAAGGUACUCGGCUACUUCACGCCGCAUAGCCCACUCCUGUUCCGUGUUACCAUGAGUAGGAAGCUGGGCGAUGUCCUCAAGAAGAUCAACGAUCUGGUUGAAGAGAUGAACAAGUUUGGCCUGAUGGAGCACACAGAGGCGCCACAGCUUCCUUAUCGGCUAACACACUCGGGGCUGGACGAGUCAGCAGACAUAUUUGGGCGAGAGCAUGACAAGGAGGUGUUGGUUAAACUGAUGCUGGAUCAGCAUGAUCAACAGAAUUUGCAGGUUCUCCCCAUCGUGGGGAUGGGCGGUUUGGGCAAGACAACGCUUGCGAAGAUGGUGUACAACGAUCCGAUUGUCCAGAAACAUUUCCAACUGAAGAUGUGGCACUGUGUUUCGGAGAACUUUGAACCUAUUUCUAUUGUGAAAUCCAUCAUUGAGUUGGCUACAAAUAGAAAAUGUGACCUACCUGACUCAAUUGAGUUGUUGCGAAGGCGACUUGAAGGAGUCAUUGACAGGAAAAGGUUUCUACUUGUUCUUGAUGAUGUAUGGAAUGAGGACGACAACAAGUGGAAUGAACACCUAAGGCCACUUCUGAAUUCUGUCGGGGGUCCAGGGAGCAUUAUAGUCAUCACAACUCGCAAUCGGCGGGUGGCAUCUAUAAUGGAAACCCUUCAACCCUAUAAGCCAGCAUGUCUAAGUGAAGAUGAAUCAUGGGAAUUGUUCUCGAAGAGAGCGUUUGGUAGAGACGUACAAGAGCAAGAAGAUUUGGUCACCAUUGGCAAAUGUAUUGUACAUAAAUGCAAGGGGCUGCCACUUGCUCUGAAGACGAUGGGCGGUCUAAUGAGUUCCAAACACCAAGUCAAGGAAUGGGAAGCCAUCGCAAGAAGUAAUAUUGGUGAUAGUGUCAAAGGAAAAGACGAAAUCUUAUCAAUACUAAAAUUGAGCUACAAACACUUGCCAUCUGAAAUGAAACAAUGCUUCACCUUCUGUGCAAUUUUCUGCAAGGACUAUGAGAUGGAGAAGGACAUGUUGAUCCAACUAUGGAUAGCAAAUGGUUUUAUUCAAGAAGAGGGCACAAUUGAGUUGUCACAAAAAGGCGAGUUUGUUUUCAAUGAGUUGGUUUGGAGAUCAUUUCUUCAAGAUGUUAAAACAAUAUUAUUCAGAAGCUUAGAUUAUGACUUUGUUGUAUGUAAAAUGCAUGAUUUAAUGCAUGACUUAGCAAAAGACGUUUCAAGUGAAUGUGCAACUACAGAAGAACUGAUUCAACAGAAAGCACCAUCUGAAGAUGUUUGGCAUGUGCAAAUAUCAGAAGGUGAAUUAAAACAAAUCAGUGGAUCAUUCAAAGGGGAAUUGAGGAGCUCAAACAGUUGAGAUACCUUACCAAUAUGUUGGGGCUGUACAAUUUGAGAAAAAUAAAGAGUACAUCGAACGCGAAAGAAGCCAAUCUCCAUCAGAAACAAGAGCUGAGUAUAUUACGAUUAUUUUGGGGCUGCAUGUCAUCCUACAUGCCUGGAGACAAAGACAAUAAUGAGGAAGAAAUGUUGGAAUCUCUUAAACCUCACAGCAAGCUUAAAAUUUUGGAUUUAUAUGGUUAUGGUGGAAGUAAAGCCUCAGUGUGGAUGAGAGACCCUCAAAUGUUCCGGUGCUUAAAAAGGCUCAUUAUUGAACGAUGUCCAAGAUGUAAGGACAUUCCAACAGUGUGGCUAUCAGCCUCUCUUGAGUAUUUGUCCUUGUCUUAUAUGACUAGUUUGAUCUCAUUAUGUAAGAACAUUGAUGGGAACACCCCAGUGCAGUUAUUUCCAAAGUUGAAGGAGUUGAUAUUAUUUGUUU